CCUGCGGUCUACAAGGUUACCUACACUUGCUACGACUCAGCAGGGGCACAUGUUUCUUCCACCAGAACCGUGGAGGUUGCCUGCGAAGAGCCCAAUCCUGGCGGGACCUACGGUGGAAACCGUGUGGCGUGCUCGACCACAAAAGCGACGCAUGAGGGAGUUGCAGACUAUCAAUCUUGUGAGACGAGAUGCGUCACAGCCGGCUCGGAUGAGUGCGUGGCAUACCAGUAUUUUGCCAAUGGCACCUGCCAUUUCAUGACGCUUUGCACAGGACGCUAUUUCAUGAUGGUCAACGACACAGACCGCUACGUGGCAUACUGUCGGCGGGUUGACACUCCUCCAAGCGUCUUCUUGGCAGAUGGCACGAGUUGGUUUCUGUUGGGUGCUGUCGCCACAGCUGACUCGCUUCCAGAUGUAACUUGCACAGAUUCCGAAGAUGCUGGAAAUAUGAAAAGUCCUACGAAUGACUUCGACACUAAAGUCACUCCAUAUCUCAGCACUGCUGGCAACUAUUACGUGGUGUAUACUUGCACAGACAGCGCAGGGCAGUCUACAUCUGCGACACGGACGGUCACGAUCAAAGACAGUUGCUCAGUGCCCACUGUGUCGAAGGCCUCCACAGGGUAUUGUGCAGAGGGAACUACCUUGGCACAUGGGGCUACGUGCACGUCAACAUGCAAUGACGGCUACGCCCCGCGAAAUCCAUCCCACACGUGUACGACAACGUCCGACACAGACUAUGCAUCAGCAUUGGACCCUUCAGUAACCCUUUGUGAUGUUCUCCCGUGUGCAGAGCCCACAGUGGCUUUUUCUGCCACCAGGGCCGAUGGUACGGCGCAAUCCUGUAAAGAGAGCAACACAGCUGGAGAAGUUCCAGAUUCAAGUACUUGCACGCCGCAAUGCGCCACUGGCUAUGUGGCCAAAGUCGAUGGUGAUGAUGACGGGUUAUUGUAUUGCUUCGAGAAAGUCCUGACACCAACAACCUUUCGAUGCGACCUACCUGCUGCUCAGCCUUUGUCCAUCUUCGCUCCAUCCAGGCCAGCACCAGAAGGUGCUGUGGAUAUUACGUUGCAAUUUGCCACUGGCAACGCCAACGACUGCGUUUGGUCAGGAUUUGAGUUUCAGGGAAAGGAGAUUUUUGCCAACGGCACGGAGGAAAACUGGAGGGAAAUGGUCGGAUGCGAGAGCAGCAAAUUCACUUCGCGUGCCACAGUGGAGUGCAUGGCUACAGGCCUCACCGAAGGUGGUACCUACAAAUUUCAGGUCCGCGAGGUUUGCACUGACUCAGACAUGACUAGCCCAUGGACUGAAUCUGAAAGUUUCACACUUCGUUUUGUUACGCCUCCAGCAGUUCUGCUGAAGUUGCCGGAGGAGGAUCAAUACGCAACAGUGAGCCAGGUUCUGCUGGCUGUGCAGGUUGAUGCAUACAUUACCUCAGACACCAGCUACGCCUUUGUGGUUAACAGGACGAAUGUGCGAGAGGGUGGUGAAGAAUGGUGCCCAACCAUGCAGUGGCGUGUUGCUGCCAAUGAGACCUCUACCUCAAGUCCUUCUGGAACAUCUACAGUUGGCCUCAUCCAAUCACGUAUUCUCAUCGCAAACUUUCCUGGAAACGAUUUUGUGAAACCAGGAUGCAAUUACGAUAUUACUUGCGAGCAAGGCCUCUUCGUCACCGUAGACACUCCGGCAAAGACAAAUCCAGAGUUCAGGUGGAACUUCAGCUACAUCGACCCCUCACCCGUUCGCGCAAUACUCACUCUGAAUUCGGUUCAGGCUGUUGCAAACAAGGGGAUUCAAGUGACUUUUCAGGUGCAAUACGAUUUGGCGUCUCAAAUCAAUUGCACAGUAGCAGCUGUGAGUCCUGACAGCGGAGCUUUAGAAGUCACUGGACGGGUCUCCACUGGAGCUGUCAGAGAGCCAAUCUAUGCCAGCAUUGCCAACAGGACUGAAGGCGAGUAUCUCGUCUACGAUGCCACUCUAACAGACAUCACUGUCACUGCUUUGGUGCCGAGCAAGAGCUACACCUUUAAUUGCGCUGGCUGGAAGCAGAGCAAGUCUUGGGUGCCAGCGGUGUGUGCGAACUAUCCUUCAGACUGUGAGGCCUACAGCUUCGUCACCAGUACAGACACGAGCACCGAUCUCGACGCUCUGGCUAUUGCAAAAGUUGCGCACUGCCCAGAUGGCACGCAGGCGACAAUUUCUUCGGAGACGCAAACCUUUCAGCAAGUUGAAACUGGCAUCGUCGUGCUCCUUUCCACAUACGAGCGUGCUUGUAACAAUGUUGUGAUGGCAGUGGGGGAGGUGGCCACCAUCACGGUGAACUUCACUGUGAGCCCCUAUUCGGAUUAUGCCAAUUUGACUUUUCACAACAGUGAGUACGAGAAUUUCGAGCUAAGAUACACAAAACUAUCGGACGAUGCUGCGCUGAGCAUGGUGACAAAGUCAAUGGACCUCACGGUGUGUCCACACGCGCACUACUACUAUGACAGUUCUGCUACCGCCUGCAAAAAUUAUGUUGUGAAUGUAUCGUUCACGGACACGAAGCUGGCAGUAACGGCUAUCAAAGUGACGCACGCUGAUUUAACCACUUCUGAAGUGAAGGGCACUGGCUCUGAUAUCUCGGUGUCAAACGGCGACACAGUUACCUUUGAAAUGGAAAAGGACCCCGUGACAAGCCUGGUGGAUAUCAACAUUUCCCUUGGUGGAGAGAGCUAUUUCCCGCAGACGAAAGAAAGUGUCACUGAAGCGGACACGACUGGAACGAUGGUUGUCAAGAUUCAGGGUCAAGGGCUUUCCCUGCCAGUCAAGAUGAAGAUGAGUGGAUCCGAGUUUGACAUGGAAUACAAGAUCACCUUCAAGACACCAAUAGUCACGGUGACGAAACUGUUUCCAACACUCACGGGGACCACAAGAACGCUGGUCACUGCUUUGGACAAUGUCCCGACCUCAUCAGAGGUAGUCGACGGCUCCGUGUCUCCCGCAAGCUUUCUUCGGCUGAGCGUUAGAAAGGUUGGGGCUGCCACGCAGGCAACUCCGGGCUUCUGCCAGUCGCAGAGCUUUGGCAGUGGCUGGACCGCGCUGUCUUGCGAUCUCGAAAUAGCGCCCAUAUCUGCAGACAAUCUGGUGAUAGAGAUUGAAAUGUACAACUGGACCUCCACCCUGUGGCAACUUGCAUCCGACUUCUAUCAGACCGGAAUGAUCGACUACAGAGUCCCGACCGUUGAUUCGCUCUACACAUUGGAUGCCAAUGGCAACCAAGUCGGGACAGGAGCAGUAAACACUGAAACAGUCAUGCUCUCGGAUCCAUAUUUCUAUAUAUCUGGCACAUCCUUUGCCAGCCUUGGCACAAUGUCACUGACCUACGUGAAUGUGACCGAGUACAAACUUUGGCUUCAAGGAGUUAAUCCAGAGUUGUCCUUGUGCUCAAAAAUUGAGUACCAAUCAGAAAACGUGUUGAAAUGCCAAAUCACAAGUUGCUUAGAUGCUCGGGAGAUUCCGGCUGAUCCCAGUGUCGUUCUGCAGAUUGGUGAACUUCGUUCCGCCGAGAAAGCCGGAAUUUUAACCCUUCCACAGCCCGCGAUCAGCUCAAUCUCGCCCACUCUUAUUCUGGAUGCAGGUUACGCGGAGAUAGAGAUUUUCGGCAAUUCUUUUUCAGAGUAUCUUGCGCCCAACGGUGACUUUCAGGAAGCUUGUACUGCUUGGCAAGCGAAGCUGAACGAUCUCACUGCGACACAGCAGACGAGGCGACUUGACACGGGGUCAGCUGAUACGAGUGGCGCGCUACAGCCGUAUUUCAUGCCAUCUGGCGGUCGACAGCUGACUAGCGCAGACACCCUUCCUGCUAUGCAAAUGCUGGGCUCUGUCACUGUGACGGUUGGGGAUGCUACCUGCAGCGUGACCGCAGAAAAUCAGAAUAACACCUACGUCAAGUGUCAAAUGACAAAAGCCAGACGUGCCUCUCGAGCUGAGCCAGAAGCUGGUGAACUUCGUGGCAAGAUCAUUUCUCAGAUGACGAUACUUGCGACCAGUGCCCCAAAGGAACGUACUCAACGAGCUUUACAGACGAAUGGCCUUUGGGCUGUACGUUUUGCGCAUCCACGUCCUACCAAGAUGAGGCCUGCCGAACUUUGUCUCAGGGAAGUUCAUAAACAUAACAUAAGAUUUAAAGAUGAUUUUACAUUGGAGUCACUGUCCGAGAAGCACAUGCCAUGA
Molecule: messenger RNA, 4212 nt
Organism: Cladocopium goreaui
Lineage: Eukaryota; Dinophyceae; Suessiales; Symbiodiniaceae
Source: the annotation of a GenBank genome assembly